CAUUUGCAUCUGUCUCUGUUUUCCUUUGCUUGCUCUUCGGUUUCCAUGGGGUUUUAGCAGAUAACUAUGUCCCUCGGGAUUUCAUCCUCCUGGAUUGUGGAGGACCUCCCACUGCUAACGAUAUCGAUCACCGGAAAUGGAUGACGGAUGUCAACUCCAAAUUUGUUCCGGCGACCGGUGAUAGCACCGCGUCGAAAGCCGCUACUCAAAACUCUGCAGUUCCUGAAGUCCCUUUCAUGACGGCCCGGGUUUUUCGCUCUAAUUUCACCUAUAGCUUUCCUGUGGCCCCUAGUCGUUUAUUCGUUCGUCUCUACUUUUAUCCUUCUUCUUAUGGAGGUCUUGAUGCAUCUGAUGCUCUUUUCUCUGUCGCCACUCAAUCCUAUACUCUUCUUAAGAACUUCAGCGCUUCACAGACCACUGAGGCUUUGAAUUUUGCGUAUAUCAUUAAGGAAUACUCGAUCUAUGUUGAAGAUGGAAGGUUGAACUUGACUUUCAUUCCGUCCUCCACCCACCCAAAAGCUUAUGCAUUCGUGAACGGGAUUGAGAUUGUGUCGAUGGCCGAUAUUUACAGCGAAACUACUGGCACUACUUUUAUUGUUGGUCAAUCUACUCCGUUCACUGUGGAUAACUCAACUGCGCUCGAGAAUGUUUAUCGGUUGAAUGUCGGGGGGAAUGAUAUUUCGCCUUCGGCUGAUACGGGAAUGUACAGGUCUUGGUUUGAUGACACUCCAUACUUGUAUGGUGCUUCAAUGGGGGUAACGAUGAGCACUGAUCAGAACACGACGAUUAAUUAUCCACCGAGCAUUCCUACUUAUGUUGCGCCAGUUGAUGUCUACUCGACUGCUAGAGCUAUGGGGCCUGAUAACAAUGUCAAUCUGAAUUAUAAUUUGACAUGGAUUUUCUCUGUUGACUCUGGGUUCUUCUACCUUGUUAGGCUCCAUUUUUGUGAGAUUGCUGUAAAUAUCACAAAAGUUAACCAACGAGUGUUCGACAUUUUUAUCUACAAUCAAACUGCUACGGAUGGUGCCGAUGUGAUUGCCUGGGCUAGAAGUAAUGAUACUCCCGUGAUUGAAGAUUAUGUGGUUUACAUUCCGGCCGAGGGAAGUCCACAGAAGGAUUUAUGGCUCGAACUGCAUCCAGACAAGUCUGCGGUCCCGAAUUACUACGAUUCGAUCUUGAAUGGAGUGGAGAUAUUCAAAAUUAAUGAUACAAAUGCUAAUCUUGCUGGGCUGAAUCCGAUUCCUGCACCUAAACAGGAUGUUAUUGACCCAUCAUUAGUUAAGCCAGCAUCUUCUCAUGGUAAAUCGAAGAAUAAUGCAGGGAUUAUUGCUGGAGUUGUUUGUGGUGUAGUUGUUCUAGCUCUGAUCAUCGGUUUCUGUGUUGUUGCUAAACGUCGUCGUUGGAGUGGGAAAGAUUCGAGUACUGUUGAAGGACCAUCAGGAUGGCUCCCUCUUUCUCUCUAUGGAAAUUCACAUUCAGCUGGAUCUGCUAAGACAAACACGACUGGAAGCUACACAUCCUCCCUGCCUUCCAACCUUUGUCGCCACUUUUCGUUUUCCGAGAUCAAGGCUGCCACAAAGAACUUUGAUGAAUCUCUUGUACUUGGAGUGGGUGGUUUUGGCAAGGUUUACAAGGGAGAGAUUGAUGGUGGGACUAUGAAAGUCGCGAUCAAGCGCGGGAACCCUCUCUCUGAGCAAGGUGUGCAUGAAUUCCAAACCGAGAUUGAAAUGCUCUCUAAGCUUCGUCAUCGCCACCUUGUUUCGUUGAUUGGCUACUGUGAAGAGAACUGUGAAAUGAUCCUGGUUUAUGAUUACAUGGCUCAUGGAACGCUGCGCGAGCAUUUAUACAAGACUCACAAGCCACCAUUGUCUUGGAGGCAAAGGCUCGAGAUAUGCAUUGGAGCUGCCCGUGGUCUGCAUUAUCUCCAUACUGGUGCCAAACAUACGAUUAUUCAUCGAGAUGUUAAGACAACCAACAUCCUUUUGGAUGAAAAGUGGGUGGCAAAGGUUUCUGAUUUCGGGUUGUCGAAAACCGGUCCUACAUUGGAUCACACUCAUGUUAGCACUGUAGUGAAAGGUAGUUUCGGGUACUUGGAUCCCGAAUACUUCAGGAGGCAGCAAUUGACUGACAAAUCAGACGUUUACUCCUUUGGGGUCGUCCUCUUCGAGGUCCUAUGUGCUCGGCCAGCCCUCAACCCAACACUCCCCAAGGAGCAAGUGAGUUUAGCCGAAUGGGCUGCACACUGCUACAACAAAGGCAUUCUGGAUCAGAUAAUCGACACAUACCUAAAGGGGAAGAUCGCAUCCGAGUGUCUCAAGAAGUUCGCGGAAACAGCAAUGAAAUGUGUGUCUGAUCAGGGCAUCGAGAGGCCAUCGAUGGGCGAUGUUCUUUGGAAUCUAGAGUUUGCAUUGCAGCUGCAGGAAAGCGCAGAAGAGAGUGGCAAACUAGGCAGUGGGAUCGAAGAAGACGAAGCUCAGCUCGACGUAGUUUACAAAGGGAAGAAGGACCCAGAUGCUUCCCCCGGCAUCGAUGGAAACAUAACCGACUCAAGAAGCACCGGAAUCAGUAUGAGCAUCGGAAGCCGAAGCCUCGCCAGUGAAGAUUCCGAUGGGCUGACCCCGAGCGCUGUCUUCUCACAGAUCAUGAACCCAAAAGGUCGUUAACAUCACAAGGAGAGGCUGCCUCACUCACUCAACUCAGUAAGGCCAUACUUCUAUAGUUUUGAUUGAUCAUAUAAAGGUACAAUCUUUGCUCGUCAAUUAUUACAAAUCUUCCCUCUUUUUCUCUCUUUGAGGCUUCUAAUUAUUCAAAUCCAAGAAAAAUCUCCUCUGUUAUUGUGGCCUGGUAGUAUAAUUUGUUGUAUGUAUAAAAUAUCGAUUGAAAUAUCGGUAUAUUCCAACUUAUUUUACUCCAUACUUUCCUCCAUGUGUGGUUUCUGCA
Messenger RNA from Momordica charantia (bitter melon), 2940 nucleotides. RefSeq names its product Malectin/receptor-like protein kinase family protein (gene FER). The record is from RefSeq and is a predicted model, not a curated record. Gene Ontology annotation, biological process: protein phosphorylation. NCBI's taxonomy places the organism in Eukaryota, Viridiplantae, Streptophyta, Magnoliopsida, Cucurbitales, Cucurbitaceae. Gene Ontology annotation, molecular function: transmembrane receptor protein tyrosine kinase activity; ATP binding.